Messenger RNA from Patiria miniata (bat star), 5467 nucleotides. Its product is annotated as thyrotroph embryonic factor-like. Gene Ontology annotation, biological process: regulation of transcription by RNA polymerase II. The transcript is spliced from 2 exons. The record is from RefSeq and is a predicted model, not a curated record. Gene Ontology annotation, cellular component: nucleus. Gene Ontology annotation, molecular function: DNA-binding transcription factor activity, RNA polymerase II-specific; RNA polymerase II cis-regulatory region sequence-specific DNA binding. NCBI's taxonomy places the organism in Eukaryota, Metazoa, Echinodermata, Asteroidea, Valvatida, Asterinidae. The coding region runs from base 268 to 1374 and encodes 368 amino acids.
CACAAAAGUUGGAGGAUUACGUAAUGUGUCGUAAUACGUGGCGCUUUAGUGUUGAGAAUCGGUGUCUACGUUGCCCCCGCGCGCCAUGAUGACACACGCAUGAAUUUUUCAUUUGUUUUGUUGUUCAUCAUCAUCGAUGCUCAGCGGUCAUCAAGAAGUAGCUUCACAUUUUCAAACAAAUGCCUUACACUUGUUUUUAGAGUGUUGAUUUGAUGUGAUUUCAUCGGUUGAAAGUGUAGCUUCAGUGACUUGCCUGUAACGUACAGCAUGGCUUUGUUCGUGCCAACUGCACAACCGUUGUGUUUCGAUAUGAAAAGGUCCUUUGAUAGGUGGCCAGCUAUCAGCAUGUCAUCUCACGAGAAUAGUCCGAGUCAUACCGGGACGACACCGGGCAAAAAGGACCCACAUUCCCCGCCGGACAGCGAUGAAGAGCCCACAGAUCUUGUCAUGAACAUCAAAGAGGAACCAGCGGACGACGGUUACCAGGAAGAUUGCCAUGACAACGGGGAAACCAUGAACCAAAAUAGCCCGGAUACUCAGGAAACGGAAGGGAGAGGCGAGGCGGAAUCCGAGUCGGAUUACUACAAAGAGAUCAACAUACCCCGAGUUGUUGUGUCACAAAAAUCAGAGACCAAGCAGACUAAGAUGGUGUUACCGCCAUGCAUUUCGGUGCCAGUGCCCAAUGGUGGAUCCAUCAGGCCUUUCAAGCCUGUUGGGAGCAGCAGCAGGGAUCUCACAUUUACAUCAACUCCACCAACCAUCACGUCCAAACGCCUGGUACCAAUCAGCAUCAAGACAUCGGUACCCAUACCGAUUGCUCUGACUCUAAGCAAGCCAGAGGCAGAACCUAAGACCAAACCAUCCAUACUAGACAGCCAAGCUCAGGCUCACCACCUAAUGACUCUGGCCACAGAGGCGGAUAAGAUACUGAAAAAGCAAGAGAAUCGACUGAAGAAUGAGACGGGAUUGAGCUCUGAACAUUCCCCGGAAGGGAAGCUCAGCAACUCUGACGAAGACAACAUGUGCUCGUCGUCCGACUCGAGUGGAGGUGGCAUGGAUUCCUUUUUUAACACCAACGACCAGACACUGACACUUAUUCAAAGGCGAGCUGCCGAGGCUUCCAUUUCCAGCACCAAGAAGUCCAAGAGGAAACGCAGUCAGUUGCCUGAUGACAUGAAGGAUGAUACUUACUGGGAGAGACGGCGGAAGAACAACGAGGCAGCUAAGAGAUCCCGAGAUGCUCGACGUGCUAAGGAAGAUCAGAUUGCCAUCCGUGCCGCCCUGCUGGAGCAGGAGAACAUGAGACUCAGGAUCGAAGUUGCAGCACUAAAGGAGGAAACCCACAGGCUGAAAGGCUUGCUGUAUGAAAAGUGAUGAGUCCAUCCCGUCGUCGUGUAUAGAUAGCCUUGCCUUGCCGGCGUUGCCGCUCACUUCACGUUUGAAUACCAGAUCUUACAGUCUGUGGUCAGAAAACUCGACGGAUUUCUGAAGUCAUGCAGACUAUAAAUGGCAUAUGAUGUCAUACCGCCGAAUGUCUGUGAUAAUUAUGUUUCACUGAUAUUUAUUCGGGGAUGAUUACUUUGAUUACUUAUGAAGUUUUAUGAACAUGAUAUACACCUGUUGAUUUGAGGUCGAACGUCAUUGUCGCUGCCGCACAUUUCAUUGUACUUUGGUGGGGGUCCUGUACCUUCGUCUGUUUUGGUGGAGAAUGGUAGGUACUGUGUCAAACAUUGGUCGGUAUAGUCAGUCACCAACUGUCACCAUUGGUCGGUAGUCAGUCUCCAACUGUCACCAUUGGUCGGUAGACAGUCACCAGCUGUCACCAUUGGUCGGUAGUCAGUCUCCAACUGUCACCAUUGGUCGGUAGACAGUCUCCAACUGUCACCAUUGGUCGGUAGACAGUCACCAACUUUCACCAUUGGUCUGUAGACAGUCUCCAACUGUCACCAUUGGUCUGUAGACAGUCACCAACUGUCACCAUUGGUCGGUGGACAGUCACCAACUGUCACCAUUGGUUGGUAGACAGUCUCCAACUGUCACCAUUGGUUGGUUGACAGUCUCCAACUGUCACCAUUGGUCGGUGGACAGUCACCAACUGUCACCAUUGGUCGAUAGACAGUCUUCAACUGUCACUAUUGGUCGGUGGACAGUCACCAACUGUCGCCAUUGGUCGGUAGACAGUCACCACUGUCACCAUUGGUUGGUAGACAGUCACCAAUUGUCACCAUUGGUCGGUAGACAGUCACCAACUUUCACAAUUGGAUGGACAUACACGAACCGGCGCUAUUGGUCCAGAGCCUUUGCGAGCUUUAGGACCAUGGCCUAUUAUUACUUUUUCUUCGUUUUGCCAUUGUUAUUUCAUUCAAUCACGUACCGUGCUGCCACUUUUGAAAUACUACAUUCUUUGUUUUCUUGAGCAGCACCAUAGACAUAUAUAAUGUCAAUUGUGUUGCCUGAUAGCUGACGAGUCAAAUUGACUUUCACUUACUCUCGAAUUGAGGCUAUCAUGAUCGAAUUUAAGCCACUAUAUUAAAAGUUUACGCAAAAAAAACCGAAUCGUUCUUCAUUCAAUCAACAAUGAACAGCUACUUUCGACGGAACGUAUCUUCCAGUAAACUCUUAGUAAGUAUACGGUGCUAAUAUUACUGCAGCAGAGGACUUAAAGCCCAUGAUAGAUAGUCAACAAGUAUGCCUUUGUACAACACUCGCAUCUCAUUUGAAAUAAUACAUGCUAAAUUUGUCAGUGGAAGAAAAUUGCAGUAAGCUGCUAAAAGCAUAUCUAAAGAUUUGUUGCAUUAUUUGCUGAGAAACAAGUUGAAUGUUUAAGGCCAAAAAAAGUCUCCGGCUUCUGGUCUGCGCGCGCGUCGCCGUAGCCGUGCGCGUCGGCAAAAUUAAAAAGUUUUUUUUUUCAAUAUAAGAUGAAGUCUCAAAACCGCCAAACUCACUGGUUUGACUGGAACGUGUGGUUACGAUCGUGUAUAAAUUGUAUGUGGCCUUUCUGAGCUCAUAUAUUUUGCAAUUCAAUUAGUCGGGCACCAUUUGCAGACGGUGUUGUAGUUUUGUAAUUGUGCGUCUUGAAGCCAGGCUGAAGGAGCGAUGGUCGUAUAUCUAGGUCCUGUAAACGCUUUUUAAUUAGCACAAUAUGUAAGGGAGCAAACUAAUGACCAGCCUGGCAGCUCAUGCACGAUGUCGAUGCCGCUGUAUGGUCUAACGUUACUUCCGUUUUCUCUGAUUUUUGUCUUGACCAUCCAAAUUUUCCGAGGAAAGUUCGUGUCGGUCGAGAUCGUAAGUGGGUGCAGAAUUCUCAAGCCUUAUGACCUUACUGAGGUCACGGGGGUUUCAGGAACCCAUUUAACGCUAGCAAGAAUCCAACACGGGAUGGGUCCAGUGCUCUAUACGGGUAGAAUCCAAAGCUGGUGGGGACCUGGGUUGAGAGGUUCUACUUGGGUAGACAAUCCAAAAUCUACAGCCAACUCGUGGACCUAUGUUUGAGUGAACUAGUUACGCUAACGGUGUACCCGUAUUGAUUUCAACACGGGUAGGGGAGACGAUGGUCUGAAAAAGGCCUGCAACUUUGGUUGUGAUCCUAUAUUCGCUUGGAAAAUCGUAACGUUACGCAAAGACCGUUACGUUGGUGUAUCAGUUGCUUGGCCGUUACGUAAGAACACAUUCAAGGCUUGCCAGGAGAGCCUCUCUCUCGGUUUCGUGUUCAAGUUUCAUUCAUUGGAUGGAUGGUUGUGGUUUGCAUAUCGGCAAUACUGCCAAAAAAUGCAAUCUUUAGGCGUAAUACAAAAAAAAAUUUUUAGCGUCCUGCUUUUCUGAAAAAAAAGAAGCGGGAAUUUUUUUAAUGGCCGCCAUUGGACUCGGGAAAUGACAUACCCGCUUUAUAUGGGCUAGAUGCAACAGAUGAAGAGGCCAAAAUGAUGUCAAUGUUGAAAAUUUACCAUUUUUCGGUUUAAAAAACAAAAGAGGCGACGGCCUUCAAAAAAGAAGCGGGCGGGGACGCUAAACAUGUUUUGUUUUUUAUUUCGCCUAAGUUAAUGUGGGCGGAAUUGUUCUCAUUUAUUUUACUCGUUUAAUGUAAAUGAUAUGUUAACAUACGGCGAUAUAAUUACAUCGCCUUAUGUUAAGUCACGUAUUACAGACAAUACACUGUUGUGAUGCGAGAGGACAUUUUAUUACCUGUAACUUAAAAAUAAAUGAACGUACAUUGUGUGCUGGUACAGAUACACAGUUUAUGGCCAAUUUUUGCAUUACAGUACACAUUUUGUCCUGGAUUUACACAUAAAAUUACGGAAUCCAGCAAUUAAAUAAUAAAAUGCAGUAAAUGAUACCUUUUGGUUUUUUUUUAUUGAGGUGGAAAGACUGAGAAAAGGCUUAUAAUCAAAAAUGUUUUCACAAAAUUUUUCCUAACACUGUUAUGAAUUCAAACGAGAUACCUAUGGUGACAAUAAUCCCAGUAUUUUCGAUAUCUAUUUACGAUUAAAAUGGGUGGUAUACGAGAUCAACCCUGCUCAAUUUCCAACACAAAUGGGCCAUUGAAUGUCAUUUUGAAGGAUUUGGCGCUGUAUAAGAUUAUUAUUAUUAUUAUUGUGUGUCAUGUCAUAGCGCCCUCUAGUCUGGGAACAGUUCUACAAAAAUUGAUCUGAUGCUUCCAGUAUGGUCUGGAAUUAAGACUAUAUGGGGCAUGCAAUCCCGUAAAUACGGACGUACAAAAGUCUUGUCAGACACUUUAAUGGGCUACAGUUGGAAAAAAAUGUGAUACAUCACUGUUGUGAUGACUACUAUUGAGUAGAACAAAAUUACAGACGUACGUUGGAUUUUACGGAAUUGUCAGUUGGCAAGAAUUUCAUAAGAUGGUUAACAGUUUUAAAACUCAACGCUGUAGUAAACUAAUACAUUUUUCAGAAUUGGCGUUCGUAUUACACUUACUGGUGGCAUACUUUGUGGCGUAUAACAUUUACUUUACACUGAGGUGGAGCACCCAAAAUUGUGUUGUAAAUUCCAGCUUACAUUGGCAGCUCAUUGAAAAUGGGAGCUCGAAAUGGAAGAUUGAAACAGUGUUAUUUAACAAGUGGUGCACAAUACUUGGGCUUCUAUAACCAUGACAUAGCUCUGUGGAUUUUAUUUACGUACCUUUAUGACUCUGAGAACUUGUUUCCUUUUGACUAUAACGUAUUUGACCUACCAAACUUUACCUCAAUAAACUGUACCUCUUUUCAUCUCUAGAUGAAAACAAUAAUUAAACGGCAAGGUGGUAUUAUUAAGUUAUUGUGUUGUUGUAUGUUCUUGGAACAUAUUUGCAAAUGUAAUUUGCAAACGGAGUUGAGAACAUCAUGUUGAAACUAUAGACUUCAAAACGUUAUAAACGACGUGAUUUACGAUCAUGCACUCUGUAAUUAAUGUAUAAGUUAAUCACUGUAAACUUUCAAAUUAGCUGCAUGUAAAUAAAGCAGUCAAGAAGUGA